UUUAUACACAUAAGGAUAGGAGGUGGAAAGACGUGUUAGUUACGUAAAUCUCUUCGUUGGUGAGUACGUUGUCUCGUUAAAACAUCGGAAGGUCGAAAUUACAGCCAACAUGUCUGACGGCGUGCAGUAUCGACCUAUGAAAUAUCCAUACACUAUAGUUGCAAAAGUUGCUCAGUUCCCAUAUAAAUAUUAUUGGAAACAUUCCUGGUUGUUCAAAUAUUUGAUUUAUUCCACGGUAUUAUCAGCGCCCAUAUUUUAUAAAAUACAAAAGAUAUCGUAUUCUCCUGCAAAUGUCGAGAAGUGGGACAAAAUACAUAAGGAAAUGUUCGAAGGCACUGGUGAUCAUCAUUAAAGUAUAAAUGCAAUGAUGUUAGAUAAAUAUGCGUUAAUAUUGAUAAUACGUAUAAGAGAAAAUUAAUGUAAUCUGUAUGGCAUAAUUAGAAGAAAUAAACUUGA
Molecule: messenger RNA, 456 nt
Organism: Dinoponera quadriceps
Lineage: Eukaryota; Metazoa; Arthropoda; Insecta; Hymenoptera; Formicidae
Gene: roh
Exons: 3
Coding region: 110-352 (80 amino acids)
Source: RefSeq, a predicted model, not a curated record